UGCAGCUAGUAGAUAAUUACAGCAAUCCCAACCUCUUCCAACCUCUUCAAGCUGUCUAGGGGCUUGACUCUGACUGCAUGAAUGAAAGCAAUGUUAACUUCUAAACUUUACUACAAAUAUCCACCAUAGCAAAAGAUGUGUGUGCUGUUGCUACCGCUCAGUAAUAGGAAGUAGGAAUCAAUUGUAUCUGUCCAGAACUUAACUCUCCCUGGUACCGCCACCUGCCCUCAAGCAGCCUGAAAGCUGAGGGGAUGCAGCAGGAAAGAAAGUGACCCUAAGAAGCAGAAUGAAAUGAGAUGCCAAAGAAGGGAGGAGAGUGGAAACAGGGAGGGCUGGGGCGGGACUGUUUAAUGUUCGAAAUCAGUGCCAAGCUAAAUUGGAAACAUGAGUCUGCGUACCUGGAACUUACCUCAUCCGUAUAUAAUUUGUAACCUGAGAUCCCCUCGCAGCAGAGAAGUAAAAAUAGCAAGGCUCUCUGGCAGGUCUGUUCUCUGCAGAGUGGAAGGUCAGGAUCAGGAAGGCAGGACUUGCGGAGAGCCAGAAAGCUGGGCCACAGAAUGCCCAUCAUGUGGUUUUGGCAGGGACACCUUCUCCCCUGUCUCCUGUGUGAUGACACAGGAAAUACAUCCAAGGAGGUGGUUUCAGGAUUCUCCAGGGAAAAGAGGGAAGCAUGGCAGUGUGCAGGCAGACAUGGUGCUGGAGGAGCCACGAGUUAUACAACUUCAUCAAAAACACAAAGAUAUUGAAAGUAUAUUUGUGCAUAGACAAAACAGGAAGUGCUGUGAUUCUAGAAAACUCUCCAACUCCCUGGAUGUUCUAUUAAUUUUUGGACUUCCUAUCAGCACUAUCUAAAGAAAAAUCAAGUUGAAGGAGU
Arvicanthis niloticus (Nile rat) is the source of this 874-nucleotide messenger RNA. NCBI's taxonomy places the organism in Eukaryota, Metazoa, Chordata, Mammalia, Rodentia, Muridae. The record is from RefSeq and is a predicted model, not a curated record.